Messenger RNA from Ananas comosus (pineapple), 1825 nucleotides. RefSeq lists its product as uncharacterized. NCBI's taxonomy places the organism in Eukaryota, Viridiplantae, Streptophyta, Magnoliopsida, Poales, Bromeliaceae. The transcript has 5 exons. The coding region runs from base 198 to 1622 and encodes 474 amino acids. The record is from RefSeq and is a predicted model, not a curated record. Gene Ontology annotation, molecular function: phosphatidylinositol binding; metal ion binding.
UAAAAAAGAAACCUUUUAUAGCGUUGCCGACUUGCCGUGUCGUCCUCGAUAUUUCGUUUCCCUCUCGCCUCCUUUCACGCGAAACAAUCGAAUCCCCCUCUCUAUCUCAUCCCCCACGAUCGAUCCAACUCGUUCGAGCAAUCGAAUCCCCAGGUGAAGCUCUGUGCUUCGAUAAGUCGUUAGUUCUGAAUGAAUUCAUGGCUAACCAUGAAGGAAUGAUUUCAUUUUCUUCCCUUUUAAAACUUGAUAAUUUUAGUCAAAAGGAUAAGACCUUCAGUUCUGAUCUUCCUAGUGGCAAUCCAAAGUCUUCAUCACGUUCAAAAUCUUUACAACCGGAAUAUCUUUACCCCCCCACAAUGGAAUCGGAUCUUCUGGACGAGGUUUAUGAUUCAAGUGAGGAUCCUACUAUCUUUUCAAAACCCCAUGCUAAUCCUGAAGUGAAUUUGAAAAAUGUAUUUACUGGGUUAGUUGCCAUUCUCACUGGCCAAAGCCGAGCGCGUAACAGUGAUCCACCACAGCGAAGCUGUAGCUCUGAUAUAUCAUUUCUUAGGUCUGAAAAGGAUGGGGAUACUUUCAUACACCCAUCAGUUUGUUUACCAAGUGCACCGCCUCUCCUUGAAGCGGAAGCUUUGAAUUAUAGUACUUACAGGGAGGUACUUCUAGCAGAACCUCCGGAAUGGUUGCCAGAUAGUUAUUCUACUGUUUGCAUGCAAUGCAAUUCCUCUUUCACAGCUCUCACUCGUGGAAGGCAUCAUUGUCGGUUUUGUGGGGGGCUUUUCUGCAAAGAUUGCUCGCGGGGAAGAUGUUUGCUGCCUAUAAAGUUCAGAGUGCGGGACCCACAAAGAGUUUGUGAUGCUUGCUAUGAGAGGCUCGAUCCGCUGCAGGGCAUAUUGAUUAGCUACAUAAGUAAUGCCACACAGUCAGCAAAGCAUGAUGUUACGGAUUGGACAUGCACUAGAGGGUGGUUGAAUUUGCCUAUUGGCUUAUCGAUGGAAUAUGAGAUAUAUAAGUCCGCAAAUACUUUGAGAAGUUAUUGCCAGGUUGGUAGAUUAAACCCUGAGAAUUCUAUUCCCUCUGCAGUGCUUAAAGGAGCAAAUGGGCUUGCCAUACUAACAGUUGCUAAGGCUGGUGCACUUGUCACGUACAAAGUUGGUACUGGUCUAGUGGUUUCUAGGAGGUCUGAUGGAUCAUGGUCUGCUCCAUCUGCAAUAUUAUCUGUUGGACUAGGAUGGGGACUGCAGUUUGGAGGAGAACUUGUGGACUUCAUCAUUGUGCUCCAUGGCCAAAAAGCUGUUAAGGCAUUUAGUAGUACCAUGCAUGUUUCUCUUGGGGCUGGUGUCAAUAUUGCGGCAGGACCUGUUGGAAGAGCUCUUGAGGCAGAUCUUCGAGCUGGCAACAAAGGUUCCGGAAUGUGUUAUACUUACAGUUGCAGCAAAGGGGCUUUUGUUGGGGUUUCAUUGGAAGGGAACGUUGUUGCGACUAGGACCGAGACUAAUCUCAGCUUCUACGGUGAUCCUUAUUUGACCACCCACGACAUCCUCUUUGGGCAGGUGGAGAGGCCCCGAGCUGCUGCACCAUUAUACACAGCUCUCCACGAGCUAUACUCAAAAAUGGGAUGUUAGCUUACGUCCUUUUUCUUUUGUACAUAUCAUUCUUCUUUUAUCGUCUUUUCCAUAUCAUCCCCCUAGUUAGUCGCAUUCAUUGGUAUUCUGAAAUAAAUCAUGUAAAUAUCCAGUAGGCUUGCACAGAAUAAUCUUCAUGCGGUCGAUGUGUUUGAACGGUUUGAUUGUGGAAUAAAUUGUAAAUAUUUGAACAUAUUCAUUCA